Messenger RNA from Diaporthe batatas, 2791 nucleotides. RefSeq lists its product as uncharacterized. NCBI's taxonomy places the organism in Eukaryota, Fungi, Ascomycota, Sordariomycetes, Diaporthales, Diaporthaceae. Bases 201 to 2660 code for a protein of 819 amino acids. The transcript has a single exon. The record is from RefSeq and is a predicted model, not a curated record.
CUUGCAUCAAAAUGAGAUGCAAAAGAGGGAACAGCAAAACCCACGGGGUUCCCUCCUUGGGCCCUGUGGGCUUUGAUCGUGACAUGGUCCUGUUGUUGCUCCUCUUGACCUCUUGACCUCUGAGGCUUGCCAAGCCCUUACCGGGUCGGCCAACAUCGUCAUCAUCAUCGUCGACAACAAAGUCAACAUCAAUACCAAACAUGACCCCUGUCCGCCCACGACCGACGCCUGAGCAAGAGCGUAGCCCUCAAUCACACGCCCAGGACAGCCAGACUCUUGUGUCACAAUCCUGGCUUCCUCUUGUGCUCGCCGUGUUAUACGUCGCCCUGCUGGUGGUUCCCUGGGUCCUGACGUGCAAGAUUGCAACCGAGCCAGCCUUUAUCAUCAGCUUGUCCUCUAAACAUAUCAGCUACUAUGUUCAGAACGGGUGGGUAACUUCCAUCGACGUGCUCAACUCGCUCGCCACUGUCCUUUCGCUGCCCAUACUGAGCGCCCUGCUGGCUCGUGCAAGCGUUGUCUUCUCCCAGCGUCGUCGCCCAGCCCAGGCGCUCAGUCUCCGUCAGCUUUUCGCCCUCGCUGAUCGAGGCUGGUACAACCUGUCCAAGGCUGUAUCAUCCGUCCACUCGUCGCCAUUGUUGCGACUUGGAUGCCUGUUGCUGUUCAUCUCAAUCCUCCUGCCGCUCAUUCGAUCCGGUCUGGUCUCCUACGACAACGUACCCAUCUCAUCACACUGGCCCGAUUCAUACUGGUGGGUUAUAGAACAGAUUGGUAUCAACCCGAGCCCCGCUACGCUCAGGUCAAAAAGUGCCUAUCAACCAGCGGUGACCAGCGCCACGCGCACAAGCCUGCGACUGGUCACGGGAGGGAUUGACACGAAUCUGUGGCCAGUGUGCAAUGAUCCCGACCCUAGUAGCGCUUGUGGUUUUCGCUACGGCCCCUAUGAUAUCGAGCAGAGCAGGCUCAGCAACUUCUGGGAGUCCGCUGACUCUGCCACCGGAACUGAUGGACGAUUCGAGACCAACGGCUCAGCUUUGAUGCAUGCCUCGACCUUGAGAGCCGGCUCGUCUAUAGGAACAUACAAGGAUAACAAGCUCGGGGCUUAUGCCCUUGGGUUGAAAAGUGGUACACGAUGUGAGAAUGUUCCUGCGCGAGACGUCGAGGAGCAGUGUACUCGUUCUACAGACAACGGGGACCUUUCUGAUGCUGCCCGUGGCUGGAACACCAGCCUGGAGAUCCCGCAACAAUUCCGCCUCAAUAUAUGCUAUCCCCCGAUCGAAGGAGACCCUUGGGAGUCUGCCAACGCGUCGCCAUGGAGACCAAUCAAGUUCACCGAACACCUCUACGUCGGUCUCGACGAUCCAGACUCCCACGAAUGGGAGUGCUCAGGAGGCUGUGAUCACUUGGGCUCCAGCAGCGGCCUCUACUUCCACUGCCAGGCAGACUCUAUGAUGAGUUAUUUCGAGAUGGGAAAGGCUAGCACCAAUGGCAUGCCGGGUCGCCUCUUGGAACAGAUGCCUGCGGGCUUCGACACCCCUGGCCCGGCUGAGCCGUCUGCCGGGUCGUCAUGGUACCCUUAUUUUGGACCCCUGAAGACCGCAACAGUGGCCAUGUUUGGCAACGACAGUUGGUUGGACAUGCUCAAAGUGGCCAUGGAGGAUGUGGAAGAUUCAAACUUGACAAUUGCCGCCGCAAUAACAAUUCUCUGUUCAAUGAGACCCCUCGGCGACGCUGACGGCUUCAACGACAAUGAGGCGUGUAGAGACGCCGUAUACCCAUCCCAUACAUUUUAUGAAACGCCUGCAGUUUUGUUUUCGACUUUUGUCCGCGACAUGUUGAAGCAAUUCCAAACCGGAAGGCGGGCCAGGGCGACACUCAACACGGCGACCUUCUACGCGAACAGCGCCCUACUGACUGAGCUGACUCAAAGAGCCGACGAUUCUCCCGCCUACAAGUACGGCAUUCAAGAGAGCGACGAGCACCUGUAUGUUCCGGUUCUCAGUUUGGCUGCGAUCGUGACCGUUUCCAUCCUCGUCGGCGUGCAGGUCGUUGGAAUCGUCAUCCUCCUCGUUUACCUAUAUAGCAGCAAGGUGUGGACAUGGACACUGGACGCUAUCGCAGUCGCCCGUAUUGGCUCCCAGCUCUCGGGGCUGGACGUAUUCCUGGUUCCAUGCGAGACAGGAACGCUGGGGCCGGCCUGGCUGACAGUGGAUGCCGCAAAGCAGCUGGAACAGACGGACGGACUUGUCGGAUCGACCUGCCUGACGGGGCAGAUUAUGGGCCAUGACGAUAUCGAGAUGGCGACCAUGCCACCGCCGUACGCCCCGCGGGGUGAGGAGCCGAGCAUCAGGGAGGAGAGCCGACUGCCCGGCACGGCGGUGGCGGCUCGGAACACGGUCACCUCAGACCAUCUUGCGCCCGAGUACACGCCACCUGCAGAGGAGCACACGACGCGUGCGCCUAGUGGGGAGGCUGAAGUCGCCGGUGGGCGCGGAGGCUUCAGCGAGGUGGCAAUAUCACGUGCGCCAUCAUCUGAGCCGCCGGGCGCUGUCUUCCCAACCGUGCCAUCAAUCGAGGCGCUUGCAGUCGGAGGGCGAGGCCUCAUCCCACGGCGAGGAUGGAAGAAGGCUGAUAAACCUCUCCCCCAAACGGCAGCAGAGUAGUAGUUUGUUCGACUCGGUUGAUAAGGGGUGGAGCGUAUACAGGGACCACCCUGAAGUAAUGUUUGAAUAGAUUUGGCGCCAUCAUAGAUAAUACCCAAUAUUUGCUAUAGAAGAGAGUUAUUAUUCCAGUC